AUGCAAAAAGAUUAUGAAAGCGGCGUAAGAAGAAAUCGAACCAAAAGGGCAAGGAGUUCUUUAAUCAGCUGGUCAAAUGGAGAACUGAUGUUGAAACAGGUUUACGAAGGAUCAAGGUUGAAAGUUUGGGCAAUUAUGCUUGUAAACACUGUUGAAAGACAAAGUGACAGAGGGGCAUGCAGAAUGCAGAUCACACACCAUUCCAUGAAGCAUGCAUGA
Molecule: messenger RNA, 219 nt
Organism: Sphenostylis stenocarpa
Lineage: Eukaryota; Viridiplantae; Streptophyta; Magnoliopsida; Fabales; Fabaceae
Source: the annotation of a GenBank genome assembly